Humulus lupulus (European hop) is the source of this 1045-nucleotide messenger RNA. RefSeq names its product triosephosphate isomerase, cytosolic. The record is from RefSeq and is a predicted model, not a curated record. The transcript has 9 exons. Gene Ontology annotation, biological process: glycolytic process; glycerol catabolic process; gluconeogenesis. Lineage: Eukaryota; Viridiplantae; Streptophyta; Magnoliopsida; Rosales; Cannabaceae. Gene Ontology annotation, molecular function: triose-phosphate isomerase activity. Gene Ontology annotation, cellular component: cytosol. The coding region runs from base 105 to 869 and encodes 254 amino acids.
CUUUGGACAAAGACGAAGUACAAGAGAAAGGGAGUUCAGGAAUCUGAUUGCUCAGUGAAGAGCUUCAAGUGCAUUGCUUUUUCUCCCGAAUUUGUUAACGAAAGAUGACCAGAAAAUUCUUCGUCGGUGGAAACUGGAAAUGCAAUGGAACACCCAAUGAGGUGAAAAAGAUAGUCACCGUUUUAAAUGAAGCUGAAGUUCCAUCAGAAGAUGUUGUGGAGGUUGUGGUAAGCCCUCCAUUUGUGUUUCUUCAUAUGGUGAAGAGUCUGCUGCGGUCCGAUUUCCAGGUUGCUGCCCAGAACUGUUGGGUUCGCAAGGGUGGUGCUUUUACAGGAGAGAUUAGUGCUGAGAUGCUUAUCAAUUUGGGCAUUCCUUGGGUCAUUCUUGGUCAUUCUGAAAGAAGACUUAUAUUAAACGAAUCAAAUGAGUUUGUUGGAGAUAAAGUUGCUUAUACGCUUUCUCAAGGCUUAAAAGUCAUUGCUUGUGUUGGGGAGACUUUAGAACAGCGAGAAUCAGGAUCCACGUUAGCUGUUGUAGCUGCACAAACACAAUCAAUAGCUGAUAAAGUGUUCAACUGGGAUAAUAUUGUCUUGGCAUAUGAACCAGUUUGGGCCAUUGGAACAGGGAAGGUUGCAACCCCUGCUCAGGCUCAGGAAGUUCAUUUUGAGUUGAGAAAAUGGCUUCAUGACAAUGUUGGUGCUGCAAUUGCUUCAUCAACCAGAAUCAUCUACGGCGGUUCUGUAAAUGGAGCAAACUGCAAGGAGUUGGCAGCACAGCCGGAUGUUGAUGGAUUUUUGGUUGGAGGAGCUUCUUUAAAGCCGGAGUUCAUCGACAUUAUAAAGUCCGCCACAGUGAAGAAAAAUGCCUGAGCUUGAGAAAGUUUUCCCUAGGUGGCUUUUUCAUCAAAUUUGAGUUAUAAUAUCAGUGGUUCAGGUGUGAACUUUGUACUGAAUAUAGUCCACUUCUUUUAAAAUGUAAUAAGUGGGAUCAUAUGAUGUCUUAUCUUUCACUGCUUCAAUCAAGUGACACAAGGUUUUGCUUAUUA